Prorocentrum cordatum is the source of this 745-nucleotide messenger RNA. The record is from the annotation of a GenBank genome assembly. Lineage: Eukaryota; Dinophyceae; Prorocentrales; Prorocentraceae.
GAGCUUUUUGGUUGCUCAUCGAAGCGUGCCGCUGCGGGGGCCAGCGCUGCUGGCAGCUGGAGCAAGGAGCUGCUCCGGCGCGGUUCCGCGAGGCGCCCCGCCGAGGGGCAGCCCGGUGCCGUCCGCGAGGGCGACGGAGCACGGCGGAGCACGGCGAGCGCCGCGCGAGGAGCCCAGGCUUCUGCGGGAGAAGGGCAGAGCUGCCGGUGCCGGUCGGGAGGACGAGGCUCGUGCUGCCGAGGCGAGAGGCCACCGCAGAAGAGCGAAGCAGGAGGAUCCGGACGAGAUCCUGCCCCCGGGGACGAGGUACCAGGGGCGCCGAUACGGCGUGCAGUUCUUCGUGGGGGACCUGGUGGAGGUUGUUCGCGAAGGCAGGCUGACCUAUGCGCGUGUGGCGCGGAUCCCCACGGACGAGCGGCCGAUGGACGGCUCCUUCAUCGUGAAGUGGGACGACAACGGGCGCGAGUGGAAGUGCUCCUACAAGGACCUGAGGAAGCCCAGGAAUCCAGAGGUCCCACUGCCAGACUGGAUUGAGGACUGGUGGCCAGCCGAGCCGCCGCCCACGCUGGCCGAAGAGUACGAAAAGGAGUGGACUUGGGUGUCAGACCUGCGCCCAGGGGGCCGUGGAGGAGGCAUGAUACCCGAGCCGCCAGAAGAUCAUCCUUACGUUCAAGAUAGGGAUGACCCGUACCGGCCAACUGAGGAGCUCUACAAACGGUUGACGGAGGACUGGAAAGAUGGAUAG